Mollisia scopiformis is the source of this 2949-nucleotide messenger RNA. Its product is annotated as hydantoinase-like protein. The record is from RefSeq and is a predicted model, not a curated record. The transcript has 4 exons. The coding region runs from base 1 to 2949 and encodes 982 amino acids. Gene Ontology annotation, molecular function: 5-oxoprolinase (ATP-hydrolyzing) activity. Gene Ontology annotation, biological process: glutathione metabolic process. NCBI's taxonomy places the organism in Eukaryota, Fungi, Ascomycota, Leotiomycetes, Helotiales, Mollisiaceae. Gene Ontology annotation, cellular component: cytosol.
AUGACUCGAAGCCUGAGAAUCGGAGUUGACGUUGGCGGAACAAACACAGAUGGAGUCAUCCUCGACCCAUCCCGCUCCUCGGAGCCUGAUCGAGGGAUAGUAGCCUGGCACAAAGCUUCAACAACAGGCAACCCCAGCGAUGGAAUCAACAACGCCAUUACAGCCAUGUUUGAUGAAUCCAAAAUCGAUCCUGGAGAAGUAGCAAGUGUCACUAUCGGGACAACCCACUUCAUCAAUGCCGUUAUUGAACAAGAUCAAGCUCGACUAGCCAAGGUAGCGAUUAUGCGUCUUUGUGGACCUUUCUCGAAAGGUGUUCCACCUUGUAUCGAUUGGCCUGCAAAACUUCGAAACCUCAUCCGAGGCUAUUACUGCUUAGUAGAUGGAGGACUAGAAGUUGACGGCAACCUAAUAUCCGACAUCAACGAAGAGCAAAUCCGUCGAGAAGCAGAAAUCAUAAAAAGGAAAGGAAUCAAAAGCAUCGUCAUAAACGGGGUUUUCAGCCCCGUCGACAUCCACUACAAACAAGAAGAACGCGCCGCAAAAGUCAUCAAGAGCAUCUACCCAGAAGCAGACAUCGUCCUCUCCAAACAGGUCGCCAACCUCGGUUUCCUCGAACGCGAAAACGCCGCUAUCCUAAACGCAUCCAUCCUCCCCUUCGCUCGCAAAACUAUCACAUCCUUCCAAUCCGCAAUCUCAAAACUCAACCUCAAAUGCCCCGUCUUCAUCACCCAGAACGACGGCACCCUCCUGCUCGCCACUGCAGCCGCUGCACUCCCUAUCCGCACUUUCUCCAGCGGUCCGACGAACAGUAUGCGUGGCGCUGCUUUCUUGACGCAAAAUUCGAUCAAGGAGUCGAUGAUGGUGGUUGAUAUCGGCGGCACCACGACAGACGUUGGUCUCUUGCUGGCGAAUGGGUUUCCGAGACAGGCGGCGGCGUUUAGCGAGAUUUCCGGGGUGAGGACGAAUUUCUCGUAUCCGGAUGUGCGGAGUGUAGGUCUGGGUGGAGGCUCGAUUGUGAGGAGAGAUUCUGACGGAAAGUUGAGGCUGGGGCCGGAGAGUGUGGGGUACCUGCUACCCGAGAAGGCGAUUUGCUUUGGUGGGGAUGUGGCGACGGCUACGGAUUAUACGGUGCUUGGGGAUGAGAAGGUUAACAUUGGGAGUAGAGAAUUGGUAGUUGAAGCGGGGCUUGAGGGGAACUUGAAGGAUUUGAAGGACUUGGUGAAGAGGAUGUUGGAGAGGGCUAUUGAUAAUAUGAAGACGUCUGCGGAGGAUAUUCCCGUGCUGUUGGUAGGAGGAGGGGCGAUUAUUGCUCCUGAUGAGUUGGCUGGAGCUAGUAAGGUGGUGAAGCCGGAGUGGUCAGGAGUCGCCAAUGCCAUUGGAGCUGCUACGGCACGAGUUAGUGGGAUCAUUGAUACCAUUGAAAAUACCGAGACCAAGACCUCGUCUCAGGUUAUGGAAGACGUUUCAAAGCGAGCGGUAGAGAAAGCUAUUGAGGAUGGCGCCAAGGCGGACACGGUGCAGGUCGUUGAGAUGGACCAUCUCCCAUUACAGUAUAUUGCCAACAAAUCUCGAUUCAUUGUCAAGGCUGUGGGAGACUUUGAUUUCUCUAGACAGAUAGCUGGCGUUGAAGAGGCAACGACUGGGACCACUGAACAGGAUGGGAUGGCUGAGUUCGCAAAGGGCUCGUCUACCACUGAUCACACUUUGAAAGAGGUGAUAGAUGCUCCAGAGAUUGAUAUUUCAUCGUAUCGGCCGAAGAUUGUAGGUCGAGAAUGGAUCAUCUCCGAGACAGAUCUUGCGUGGAUCAGUACUGGCUGCUAUAUUCUUGGCACUGGUGGCGGAGGGUCGCCAUACGGACACAUGCUUCGAUUACGGGAGAUUAUGCGUAGUGGUGGUGUGGUCAAAGUCAUCUCUCCUGACGACCUGAAAGAUGAAGACCUCGUAGCUUGUGGUGGAGGCAAGGGAUCUCCUACCGUAUCUAUCGAGAAACUUCCGGGAGACGAAAUGAUACAAUCCCAAACCGAACUCUACAACUUCAUGAAAGUCCAACCAAACGCUGUAAUCGCCCUCGAAAUCGGUGGUGGCAACGGCCUCCAAGGUAUGAUCCUUGGCGCAUCAACAAAUAUGAAUCUCCCCACCGUCGACGGUGACUGGAUGGGCCGCGCUUACCCCGUGGCUUGGCAAACCACUCCCGUCGUCUUCCAAGAAACACCCGUUUUCCUUCCUUCAACCAUCUGUGAUGGCAACGGAAGUGUAAUGUUCAUGACACAAGCGAAAUCCGAACUCAUGGUCGAGAAAGCAUUUCGAGCAGCACUUUCGCAAAUGGGGUCUCAUGUUGCCUGUGCGAAGGCGCCAGUGACUGGGAAGAAUACUAAGAGUUGGGUUGUUGAGCAUACGAUUUCGCUUUCUUGGAGAAUUGGAAGGGCGGUUGCGUUGGCGAGGAGUGAGAAUAGGAUUGACUCUGUUGCGGAGUCUAUCAUUGCUGAAGCUGGAGGUGAUGAGUCUGCGAAAGUUCUGUUCAAAGGGAAGAUUGUGGGUGUGGAGAGGACGUUAAGGAUGGGACAUGUAUAUGGAGAGGUGAUUGUUGAGGCGAUGGAUGUUAGUGGUGGGGAGAGAGCAGAGUUCCAGGGAAAGAUGAAGAUCCCGUUCAAGAACGAGAAUAUACUUGCUAUCAAGGAGAAUCCGGACAGCAGUGAGACGGUCGUUGCUUCGGUGCCAGACCUGAUUUGCGUCAUCGAUGCUCAGAACGGCGAGGCGAUAGGCACUCCAGAAUAUAGGUAUGGGUUACUGGUUCUUGUGCUUGGAAUUGUUGCCUCUGAGAAGUGGACUUCGACUCCACGAGGCUUGGAGAUCGGAGGUCCGAAGGGUUUUGGAAUGGAUGAUGUGGAGUAUAAAGCGCUGGGAAAGUUUCGCAAGCCCAGGAGUGUGAUCGAGGAGUUUGCAACUUAG